CACACACGCACCAGCACUUCCUUCCCCAGUUCCACCUGUUGCACACCAAAUCCCAAAUCCUUCACUCUUUCUCCCUCUCCUCCGAGAUCUCAUCAAAAUCCAAUCAUAUAUCAAUGGCAGAAGCAUCGCGAUCGAGCUCCGGCAACCGACGCCAGCCCAGCCGCCUCCAGCGGCGAGCCCCGCCCCCUUCUUCCUUGCAAAUAAACCGCGUCACCGAUUGGAACGUCGCCAUCCCCCUCCUCUCCCCUCUCGUCUCCCCCGAUCAACCAAUCGAGGCCAAAUCUCGAGACGACACGCGGCAGCACCAGCGCCAGCAGAAGGAGCUCCCGCGCCAUCAUCAGCAGGGCGCGGAGGCGGACAAAUCGGCUCAGGUGGCGGUGUUCAAGAAGUGGCAGCACCCGGCGGCUCCGUUUUGCUACGACACGGCUCAGAUGGUCCCGCCUUUCGUUCAGUUUCGUUAGUUAGCCGGAUUCAAUCCGGUUUUUUCCUCAAGGGUUCUGAGGGAAUUUUAAAUAUGUGAAAAGACUCUGUAGAUCUCAUCUAACGGUGUAUGCGCGUUCAUCUUAGUUAAUUCGUGAUCAAACAUGCACCUGAUUUUGCCAACUGUAUCAUACAUAUUUCCCUAUUAAAAUUAUUAAGUCCA
This is a messenger RNA of Pyrus x bretschneideri (Chinese white pear), 643 nucleotides long. RefSeq lists its product as uncharacterized. NCBI's taxonomy places the organism in Eukaryota, Viridiplantae, Streptophyta, Magnoliopsida, Rosales, Rosaceae. The record is from RefSeq and is a predicted model, not a curated record. The coding region runs from base 114 to 461 and encodes 115 amino acids. The transcript has a single exon. Gene Ontology annotation, cellular component: nucleus; cytoplasm.